GCGCACCCCCGCAAGCUGACAGCCACUCCGACGGUAGACUGAGUCGAGGGCAGCCGCGGCCGAGCCCCGCUUAGCCAAGCAAACCGGCCUCUGAGGCCAGGAGCCUAGCGCUUCACUCAGCCAACGCAACCAACGCGGUUCCACCACCAGGCUCCCCGGUUUAAAGAGAUGGAAAUCGUGCCCGAGGGGAAAAACUUCCGAUUGGUAAAAGAAGACGAGCUCCCAGCGUUGGCUGAUUUAUUGGUGCAAUAUAUGCCUGAAUCACUAAAGUUUCAUCAAACGAUUCAAACAUAUCUAAACAACAAGGUUUGGGACUUCCAUUUUUAUGUAGCGAAGAACUGGCCGGAGGAUCCGAUUUGUCUUCACUUCCCGGGAUGUACCAGUACGCCGAACAGUCUCACAUAUGAGAGCGUGACGGUGUUCUGUCCCUCCGACCGCGCGGAACUAGUCGACCUGUUGACUUCUGAGGACAUCCUCUUGGACCUCACCAAGCCGCUCUACCUGAACUUCACACAUGAGGCGAUCGUGAAUCGCUUCGAGAAGCGCUAUGAGGCUCAUGACAAGAUCACCGGCGACGUAUAUGUAUGCGACAACCCGCCGGAAGACACCAGCGCUGAUGACCUGCCACCGGACGUGGAGCUAGUUCGCUUGCAGCCGGAGCACAUGAAAGCGGUCCACGAUUUGUAUCCAGCGAGCGACAUCGAGUGUUGCGAGGUCUUUGAGAAGCUGGUUGCAGAGCUACCCGCGUACGGCAUCUUCGUGGAGGGCAAGCUGGCUGCCUGGAUGGUGCAGUCGUACUACGGAGCCAUGUUCUCUAUGCAAACGAGACCAGAGUUUCGGAGGAAAGGCUACGGCAUAUACCUCGCUCGGCGUCUUACCAAGGAGGUUGCGGCUCGCGGCUACAAGCCCUUCGUAGUCAUUCGUCCGGAAAAUGACGCAUCUCGCUCUCUCUACUCGAAGCUCGGCUUCGAGAAACGUUUCCGAACUGUGCGCGCCGUUUUGCGCCCCCGCUGAAUCAACGUUGAUCUUUAGCAGAUUUUAUUUUUUUAAGACUUUUGAAAAAAAAAUCAAUUUAGCUUGCGAUCUUUGAUCGUUUAGAGUUUUAGUAGUAGCUUAAGAUCAGAGCGGCUAGUGUUCUCGUUCUUCGCAAUUACAAAUCUGCGUCACGUUUCACGUAAAAUGUAUUUAUUCACUCAUAAGGCAUACUAAUAAUGAUAAUUAUGUACAUAAGCUCCCUGCAAUAUUUCGAAUUUUUAGCGAAAAGAGCGAGAGCCACGGCCGAUGCGUCCUUUGCCAGCUUAGAUUCUGGUCUUGAUAGAACUAACAUGUCAAGAAUAAUUGAAAGUAAUUCUAUCAGUGUCAUUCUGCCGUUGAAACAUUUGUAUAAAAAUAUAUAGUCAUCCCUCUCAAACUCUUUGACAAAAUAGAGAUGACAAUAUAUUUCGUAGAGAUGUUUCGCCUGUUGAAACUCAUUGUCUGUUCCUCAUUUACUUGACACUGUUGGCUGUCUGUCGUUUGGAUGAUCUCAUUAAAUCUCAUGAAGCAAGCAGAAUCGUGUCUGACUGUUCGGAACACUGGGACCUGUUAUGAUCUCAUUUAAGCAUAUAAAACGGAUGGUUACCUUUAUUGCAUUUAACUUGCACAAUUAAUCAGACACUAAAAAUCUAUCAGCACUUAAUCUGACGCAAUAGCAAUUUUAUAAAAUAUCAUGCGAAUAAAUUACGUUUGUACGUUUUUUAGGAUUUCUUAAGAAUUUUUACUUUGGGUAUGAAAAAGGAAACGGUAAUAGUGUUAUUAAUGAUUUUGUAUUUUUUUUUGUGCAAGUGAUGUCCAAAUACUUAAGCGUGUAGUCACUUCGUUAUUUUAAUUAAUGUAGAAAAUCUAUGUAUUCUAUUUAUAUGUGAUUUGCUAUUUAGGAAUGAAAAGAUGUAUACGAACUGAAAACUAUUAUGAAUAUAAUUAACUUUGAACAGAUGUAGAAAGUUUUAAUGUCGAAAGUCAUUUAAGAAAUGUAAAAAUACAUAAGCAGUUUUCAGUUUAUAUAAGCUUUUCCGUAUACUCGGUUUUAUAUGAAUAUUGUUGGAUAUUGAAAACCAUAUAAAAUUUGAUACGAAACGUAGAUAGGUAGGUAUUUUAAUAUGGUAAUCUAUUUUACAAUUAUAUAUCAAAUUAUAGAGAUAUUAUUGGAAUGUAUGCUGAUCGUGUUAUGAAAGGAAGAUGGCUUUAUUUAUUAGUUUCAUAUUUUUAAUUGUAACGAUUAUUACUUUAUAUUGUUUCAUAAACUUAUAUACUGUACCUUAUAAUAUAAAUAGUGCAAAGCUAAGAUAUUUAAAUCAACGGAUAAAUGUGCGAUUUUGUCACUAGAGUUGUAGAUAAACUGAUCUACUGGAAAAAAAUGUGGGGUGUCGAAUUAUGAGGUCAACAAAAAAGGAAAAAUGUUAUCAAAACUGCCAAGAUCAAUGUAUUUACGAUAAUAUUUAUUUCAUAGUUCCAUUAUCUUUACAAUUAACGUAUCACCGAAACUAUUGCGAUCGUAAAUUUUCUAUAUUUUAAUAAAGCUUCGCUCUAUUAAUACCCUAGAAUAAAAACAAUACAGUCAUAAAAUACAUGUAAUUUUUUCACGUAAAUAAACAAAAAAUUAAGCACAUGUUUAAUCGUCAGGUCACGGCUGCCAAUUUUUUUUUUCCUUAGAUUUUUUACUUUGACUCUCACUUUAUUAUUCGAAAUCAAAAUUUGCUCAAUGCAUAGAGCUUCCAAAAUAUUUGUUUAAGUUGUAGCGUCCCAGCUAAUUUUAAGCGUUAUGCCAAAUUUUUUUGUAAAAUUUAUUGUGUUUGUGCUUUUCAUUUUUAAUACUCCCUCUGCGGAUAUAAAAAUAACGCAAUGUUCCAUGACUUAUAUUUACACAUCUGGUUGCAUUUUGUAUAAAACAAUGGACAAAAGUAGCACUUGUUAAAAUAAGAAAAAAAAUUAACAUCAUUGAAGACAUCAUGUUGUAUUCCAACAAAUUGUUAAUUCAACAAUAAAAUCUCAUUAACACAUCUAAUCAUGCUAAAAGCUUUUCCACUUGCCUACUUUUUAAGUAGGUAUUUUCAAAUAAGUAGUUUGAAGAUUUCUUGAAAUUGUAAUUAUAAGAACAUUUUCUGAACAUUUCUCUCUUGCCUAACAAAUAAUUGAAAAGGACAAAUUUCCGUCCUCGAUUGCAGUUGACGCAGUGUAAUGCAACACGAUUUAAUCAAGAUGUAUUUCUACAGCUACAUACAUAAACAAUGUAGUGUCAAUCAUGUAUUGUUUAUUAU
Papilio xuthus (Asian swallowtail) is the source of this 3296-nucleotide messenger RNA. RefSeq lists its product as uncharacterized. The transcript is spliced from 5 exons. The record is from RefSeq and is a predicted model, not a curated record. NCBI's taxonomy places the organism in Eukaryota, Metazoa, Arthropoda, Insecta, Lepidoptera, Papilionidae. Bases 169 to 1014 code for a protein of 281 amino acids. Gene Ontology annotation, molecular function: acyltransferase activity, transferring groups other than amino-acyl groups.